Messenger RNA from Labrus bergylta (ballan wrasse), 1779 nucleotides. NCBI's taxonomy places the organism in Eukaryota, Metazoa, Chordata, Actinopteri, Labriformes, Labridae. The record is from RefSeq and is a predicted model, not a curated record.
AGGUGAUGGUGUACAAUGAGUGUGUGUUUACUGCUGUUCAUUUACGUUGUUUUUUUCCACAUCUUCCAGGAGAGUUUACCUCAGGCUGUGGAUCAGACCUUCUCUCUGUGUAUCCCUCCUCCAAACGUGACGGGGACUCUGCACCUCGGUCACGCUCUCACUGUGGCUGUGGAGGACGCUCUGGUCCGAUGGAGGAGGAUGCAGGGCUACAGAGUCCUCUGGGUCCCCGGGUGUGACCACGCAGGCAUCGCUACACAGAGUGUGGUGGAGAGGAAGCUCCUGAGGGAACAAGGGAGGAGCAGAAAGGACUUCUCGAGAGAGGAGUUCCUGCAGGAGAUUUGGAAAUGGAAGAACGAGAAAGGAGAUGAGAUCUACCAGCAGCUGAGGAGGAUGGGAGCCUCUCUGGACUGGAGCAGAGCCUGUUUCACUCUGGAUCCAAGUUUCAGCCGAGCGGUGACCGAGGCCUUCGUCCGUCUCUCCGACUCCGGUCUCAUUUAUCGCUCUGAAGCGUUGGUCAACUGGAGCUGUGCACUGGAGUCGGCCAUCUCUGACAUCGAGGUGGACUCUCAGGAGCUGUGUGGACAGACCAUGCUGUCUGUUCCUGGUUACGACAACAAGGUGGAGUUUGGGACGAUGGUGACAUUUGCGUAUCCUCUGGACGGACACGACGGGGAGGUGUGUGUGUCCACCACCCGACCCGAGACCAUGCUGGGAGACGUGGCUGUUGCCGUUCACCCCGACGACCCUCGAUAUCAGGCUCAUCAUGGGAAACAGCUCAGACACCCGUUCACUGACAGGCUGCUGCCCGUCAUCACUGACCGCACAGUGGACAUGCAGCUGGGAACAGGUGCGGUGAAGGUGACUCCGGCUCACGACCACGCUGACUUCCUGCUGUCUCAGAGACACUCGUUGCCUCGCCUCACUGUGAUCUCAGGAGAUGGGACCAUGUCGCCCCCCUGUGGACACUGGCUGCAGGGAGUGAAGCGUUUUGAUGCCAGACAGCAGGUGGUCGACGCUUUGAUGGAGAGGAAGCUGUUCAGAGGGAAGAAGAGCCACGCCAUGACUUUACCUGUCUGCAGCCGCUCAGGAGACGUCAUCGAACCUCUGCUGAAGAAGCAGUGGUUCGUCCGCUGCGAGGAAAUGGCUCAGAAAGCCGUUCAGGCAGUGGAGGAGGGCGAGCUGGAGAUCAUCCCUCACUCAUACGACAAGACGUGGAAGAGCUGGCUGUCCAACAUCAGUGAUUGGUGCGUUUCCCGCCAGCUCUGGUGGGGUCAUCAGAUCCCGGCGUACAGAGUGCAGCUUCCUGAUUCUACCGACACUCAGCAGGAGGAGUUGUGGGUUUGUGGACGCAGUGAGGACGAGGCUCGGCAGAGAGCGGCUGUUAAAUACGGAGUCAAACAGGAAGACGUCGCUUUGACUCAGGACCCGGACGUCCUGGACACCUGGUUCUCCUCGGGGCUGUUCCCCUUUGCCAUGCUCGGCUGGCCUGACAAGACCCCUGACCUCCAGCGCUUCUACCCCAACUCCAUCCUGGAGACAGGAAGUGACCUCGUCUUCUUCUGGGUGGCGAGGAUGGUGAUGCUGGGCGCCGAGCUGACGGGACAGCUUCCCUUCAGACAGGUCCUCCUUCACUCCAUGGUGAGAGACAAGCACGGCAGGAAGAUGAGUAAAUCUCUGGGAAACGUCAUCGACCCGUUAGAUGUCAUUCAUGGAGUCUCUCUGGAGGUACGGCGCUCCUGUUCAUCGUUUGUUCUCCAUCUCUGAAGAUCAGGCCUGAGU